Messenger RNA from Sitophilus oryzae (rice weevil), 600 nucleotides. RefSeq lists its product as uncharacterized. Bases 1 to 600 code for a protein of 199 amino acids. The record is from RefSeq and is a predicted model, not a curated record. NCBI's taxonomy places the organism in Eukaryota, Metazoa, Arthropoda, Insecta, Coleoptera, Curculionidae. The transcript has a single exon.
AUGAAUACAUACAAAUAUAUAACGAACAAAUACCUAGGCGUUACUUUCGAUAAAUCCGGGAAAGACGACAACGAAAUAUGCUCGAGAAUAGUCAAAACAAGAAAUGCAAUAAAAUGUUUGAAUAAGAAUGAAAAACGGAGUAACGAAAUAGGUAAAGACAGAAAACUAAGAAUUUAUGAUGCAAUAAUCAAGAGCAAUCUGUUAUUUGGGGCGGAAACAUGGAGGUUAACGGAGAAUAACAAAAGAAAAUUACUGGUGGUGGAAAUGGACGCGAUAAGGAGAUCAGCACGAACAUCAAGGCUGGAUAGAGUACGAAACGAGACAAUGAGGGAUAAAAUGGGUAGACAAAAAACUAUAGUAGAGGAAAUAGAGAGUGCCCAACUGAAGUGGUAUGGACAUGUAAGAAGGAUGGACAACACCCGUCUGCCUCAGAAGGUACUAAACUGGCUUCCACAAAAGAGAAGGAAACGGGAAAGACCAAAGACAAACUGGAUGGAAGGUGUCAAGAAGGCGAUAAGCUCAAGGGAUCUGCGUGACGGAGACUGGAUUGAACGAAAUCAAUGGAGACUAAGCAUCGCACAACGUCGAAGGACUUUUUAA